GGUUUGGUUUGGGUGUUGGGUGUUGGGUAGGUUCCGAAACUCCUUAAUUCUCAUCUACAAUCAUGGACUAAAAGGGUUAAGUGUCAAAGAGAUCCAAUUUCGGAUCUUUCCCGGUCUCAGGAGUUCUCAUAGAUACCGGUAUCGUGGGUGCCAAGUGCCAAAGUGCAAAGAGCACAAACUGGAACCUUAUUACAACCACCCUUGAGCAACAACCCUCUCUUAGCUUGUGGGCUACUCAGAGUACCAUGUUCCUGCAUGUGACAGUUUUACUCCUGGUGCUAUCGUUGGCUCCCUGCCUGGAUGCCGAGUCGACAACAACGACAUGUUCUUUGGACCAACAAAAUCGGGAUGCCCACCAGCGACGAGAUCCCUGUCUGCAAGAAAUGCAGUACAAUAUCAGCGGCACUCAAGGUUCCUUUUGGGCCUAUGUGGAACCCGACGUUAAUACCAUGUACAAUGGAAACCCUCCUGCUUCCACCAAGGUGGAGUUUCCCAAAUUCAACGGUUUUUCGGUCAAAUUCAUCAACAUGAGCAACAAACGGCUCAUACUCAAGUGGGUACCCUUUGACAAAAACCAACCACCCGUUCAAAUGAGUGUCAUGCUGCCCUUUCACGAAGCCGGCACUGCCUCUUUUCCCGGUCACAACUUUAUUCUCACGGACGAAUACGACACGGAGUAUCAUCGAUUCGUCAUUGGAGAUUCACCCGCCGAAGCAAAUUUGCAGGUCUAUGACCCCUAUCGAGUCGAAGGGCCGGAAGAUCCCGUCGCCACUGAACGAACCUUGCAACAAGUACUUGCGCCACACGAACGCCAACAAUAUGAUCAAUUGCGAGAUACCCUGCUAUUCCAUGAACAAUAUCAACAAUUCACAGGACGAUCCUAUCUCGCCAAUUAUUUGCGAGAUCCACCACGACAUUUCAUUUGGCCCGUCACCCAUUUUGGACAGCAAUUCUGGGUGACCACUCCGGAAACACACUUUACCCAAUUACCACCCGCCCAGUUGCUCAAUCCCGUGACAACAGACGACACGGCACGUCACCAAAAUCCCGUCUUGACCGAUUACCGUGAUCGUGAUAGCCAAUUGAAUAUGACAUUGACUGUCUUGUCCGUGGCCCCUCGCGUUUUGGAAAUUCCCAAUUUCUUGUCGGCCACCGAAAUCCAACACAUUUUACAAAUUGCCACGGGCAUGGAAUUGUCACGAUCCACCGUGGGAAAUUCCGAAAAAGACCUCCAAAAGCGACAAGCGGCCGAAGUCAAGACGGAUACCCGGACCAGUUUCAAUUCAUGGCUCAAACGGGAGAAAUCGCCCGUCAUUGAUGCCAUUUAUCGACGAGCAGCGGAUCUGAUGCGCAUUGACGAAGCCCUCUUUCGGGAACAUACAGAUAGUAAUGAUGAGUUGAAAAAGAAAAAGUCAUUGGCAGAACAAUUGCAAUUGGUGCAUUAUGAUCCCGGACAAGAAUAUACGGCUCAUCAUGAUUUUGGCUACAGAGACUUGAAGAAGAACCAAAAGGCCCGAUUCUCAACGCUCCUGCUGUAUCUGAACCAUGAAGGUCUCGAAGCUGGAGAGACCACGUUUCCCCGGUGGAGAAAUGCCGAAACAUUUCUGCCUCUCAAGGUCAAGCCGCAGGCGGGAAAGGCGGUCCUCUUUUACUCACAGCUACCCGAUGGAAACUUUGAUGACUAUUCGCAGCAUUCCGCCGCUCCACCGACAAAAGGAGAAAAGUGGCUCAUCAACCUGUGGACAUGGUCGCCCUACAUGGACGAUGACGAAUAAUAAUACCGUUGUAGUCUUAUUGUUCUAAAUAAAUGUGCUAACUUUAAAAGAAAACUCAAGGGGAAGCUCUGGCCUCUUCACAACAAGGU
Messenger RNA from Seminavis robusta, 1864 nucleotides. The record is from the annotation of a GenBank genome assembly. Lineage: Eukaryota; Bacillariophyta; Bacillariophyceae; Naviculales; Naviculaceae.